CCCAGCAUCCCCUUGGCCACCCUUGCCAUCAGAUCCUCCCCUGCUUCUAGCAACAGCAUCGAACUCAUCCAUGACAACAACAUGGAUAGCAGCACUUGCUAAUGAAUCGCCACCAUCUUCUUCGUUGACCCGAAACUUUUCAUAGAUGUCUGGAGGGUUGUCAAAGAUAUCUCGCAGGUUCUUUUCGCUUGAUCCGACGAAUUUGUCUAGAAUCUCUGGACCACUAACGACAGUAAUUGGUCGGAAAGGUGACAACAAAGAUCCGAGUGUGGAUGCUAACAGACUCUUCCCACAUCCAGGUUUUCCAUAAAGGAGCAACCCACGUGCCGGAUGUAUCCCCAACUCUACGAAAGAGACGGUCACUCAAAAGUUAGUCACUGGAUGUUUGUUGCGUUUUGGUACACGAGUAGAAUCCACUAAAUUAAUUCUAUCGACCUACCUUGUAAAAGACGUGGUGGGGCGGCUAGAGGAGUCCAAAUUCUCCUCUUUAUCUGAACCAAGACGUCGUCUAAACCCCCCACACCAAGAGUCUCUCCGUCGAAAGAAUCGCCAGAACCAGCUUUGGCAAUUAUUUCUGACACCCGACAAGCUGCCUCUUCGGCUGCCUUGGUGCUCAUUGAAUUGGGCUGAGUGCGAUCCUUCGAUCCAUUUUGAAUUUCUUUUUGUAAUUCUUUCUUUUCUCCCGCAAUUGUUGCAAUCGAAUCCGGAUCGAGUAAAGAAGGCGUCAAGAGAUCUGGCCUGCCAUCGGAUCCAGCAAUUCUACGGGAUAGAGCAGAUUUCCCCGCCGCUUUUUUCUCAUUUUCCCACUUGCUGCGUUUGUCUGCCUCUGAUCGUCGACGAUCGGCAUCGCUUGCACCGAGCUCUGACGAGUAUUUUUCAAGAUAUGUUUUGUGCCUUUUCGCAAAUUAUUGUCCCCGAGAAUGAUGAAACAAGCGAAUGUUGUGAGAAACGAUAUUUUUCUGAAUGAUUGCCGCAGCACCUAUGUUGUUAUUAUUGCUCACACUGGGACCCCUGCUCGUUUCACUAUUCGAAUCGACUGGUUUACCAAAUCUCGAUCCACUGCCUCUGUGGCGAUUUGGUCAAGUACGUUGAAAAUCUGUUCUCUGAUUUUCGGAGAUCCGUUCAUGAUAUAUCUAUCACAAAGUUUCGAAAGAUUUCCCAUCAAACCUUCAACAAAUUCAUUGUUUCGUUCCGCAUUUCUUGUACCAGUAUCGGGCAAAGACGAAGACGAUGCCCCCCUCUGGGACAGAAAACGCGAUUCAUUGUUCUUAAGGGCAUGUGCCUGUCGCCAUCCCGAUGGAACAAACAACGCGGUGCUCGCACCGAACGUUGUCAACGUCACAAACGCCGAUAAGUUGCAUAAACUCUUCAUCUUCAUUACGGUAGACUAAAUUUUUGUGAUACUGACCACUCCUGACAACAUUCCGACGGUUCACACGAGUUACGCACGGUGCGGGCGAAGACAAAAAUACGAUUUUUCCUCUUGCUCUGCCUCAUUCUUCUUUGACAAUCGUACGACAUUCACUCCGCAUGCUAUGAGUACCGGCCGGUACGUACAGUACGUACGUACUGUAACUGUCGCUUUUUGAAUCAUCAUUCCAAAAUCCAUCACAUUUUACAUUUUUUGUGGUCCUUGGUCCUACCGUAUGAUCAUACAGUAUAGUUCAUAUGAAUAGUAAAGUAGUACAGUACUCCACUUCAGUCGCUCGAAGAGCACUCUGAUUCAAGCAAGCCGUGAACUUAUCUUUCUGAAUUCACAGAACGAAACUACACAUUUCCUUCAACCUCAUUUUCACGUCAGAUAGUUGGAAGGAAGUAGCACUGCCAAUGCCCCUGUCAGCCGUGAAGCAUCUGACGUCCAAAAAGAUGAUAUUCAAGGAAAGUUUCUUUCUGCUCUUGCUUGCUAUUCCAUGUGAGUCAUUCGUUUGUCAACCAAAGAUACUGAGAAAUCCCUCCAAUUCGAUUGCGUUGAAAUCUUUCAAAGAAAACAAUGAUUGGACAUCGGAUUUUGAUGGGUUCGUUGGUGACGGAGGGGAUAACAUCGAAACUGACAGCGAUAAUUUCUCAGACUUCCUUACAGCGGGCAAUGGUAAUAGCAAUCUUGAUAUUACCGGUGUCCAGACGCGGCUUUUUUCGUUGGGAGAGGAUUUGAUCAUAAACGACUUUGUUGGGAAUAUGGGCUUUGAGGAGGUUACGGACUGGGAAUAUUAUUACGAAAGCGAGGACGAUCCAACUGAUCGAAAGGUUGUAAGCCCAAACCCAUUCGAUGCUUCCAAACCGAAGCGAACGAGGACAAGUAGUGGGUCUGUUGUCCGUGUCUUUCGGGGAGAAUUAAUAGGACGACUUGGCGCUAGUAUUCGAAGCAGGGGAUUAGACCAACGGAUUCUCAUCAAGGAAUACUCCGGAAAGUUUGCGUUAGAAUUAGCAAAACGCGAUCAACAGACAGUUGGAAAAUUACAAUCGAAACUAAUGGAGAAUAAAAAAGAUGCUAGCGAUGGAGGAUGGAUUCAAUCUGCCUCCUCGAGGUCUGUUCUGGGAAGAACAGAUGACAAACAUGUUGGGGAUCUGUUACAGGAAUUAAGAACUGCUCCAUAUCUUGGGAUUUUGGGAGAAGUCAAUCUUGCUGAAUUGGAGGACGAAAUGGACCCAAACGAGUUUUAUCGAGCAUUAGGUGUCUCGGCGCCUAAACCAGGGGCAGUUUGGAUUGUUUUUGAAUAUGGUAAGUCUACUGCUACUGAGCUUCAUCUUCAUCGGUUGAAACGAAACUGGUUUUUGCCAGCGCUUCUCAUCUAGCAACGUCUUGAAUAUCUUCGUUUCCUGAAUACAGCGGGACUGAAUACUAUCUCUACGUAUACAGCUAUGGCACCUGAAAAACGUCGAGCAAAACUGCCACCCAAAAAAUCGUUUUUUGGUGGAUUUGUGGAGCCCCCUCCCCUGCCAUCCUUUAAAGAGCGGGCGAAUUUCAUAGUAAAAGGUAUACUGAUGAAGAGUCUUUCAGCUCUAGCAGAGUACGUAACUUGCGAGUCCGUGUGACAGAGUGCAAAGUGAGAAACUCAUCAAAACUAAAACGUCGCAUCUUUGUAAUUUUCGUGCCACUCUUGUAUUUACGCAGUCUUCACGACGCAGGGAUCGCUCAUCGAAGUAUUGGAAGAAACUCGUUGAUUAUAACGAGUGUAACACAAGACAAGGCGGAAACUUCAUCGAUUUACUUCACUCGAGUGUCAGGUCUUACGAUCAAACUUUCAGAUUUUGGAUUCUCAGGGUUGUUGGAAGAUUCUGCGAAAGAUGAAGAAUUUAUCUCCAGGGCACGCUCUUUUGGCUUAUCGAUUCGGAAAGGCGACACCUCGUUAGUGGCAACAGAUUUUGCAAUGGCCGAGGACCUUCAUGCUCUAGGUUUUGUUUUCCUCGGACUACUUCUCGUUUCCCUUUCGGACCUACCAUCGGGUGAUACUCCUAUGCCUGCGACAGAUGAGGAUACGAUUCAAAAGCUUUUGUAUGAAAUCUUUAAUCAAGAUUUCGAAGCAUUUCGUGAAUACGUUGAGGCAGAGGAAGUUUGGAGUGAGUUAGUAAAUCUACUUGACGAUAAGGAGAGUGCCGGAUGGGAUGUUCUUCGGACGCUAUUUCAAGCUAGGGAGAGGAUGGCAGAAAAUAUCAAUUCUCUGGAAGUUACCACUGCGCGCAGCUUGCUUUCGAAUCGGUUUUUCCAAUAGCUUUAUUCGUAGUCACAUCCUUCAAUUUGAGUUCACCAUCAUUUAUUAAAAAAGUUUUGGUACAAGAAAACGAAGUGAGCAACGCGUGAUAUAUCAAAGAAUAGUCCUCAUAGCGGCAUGGCUUCGGGGAAUAUUUUCCACCAGCGUCUGACGUUUGAUAAGGAUAAGCGGUCUAUGAGAACAAAAACUAAAUAGUACAUCUCAUU
Molecule: messenger RNA, 3916 nt
Organism: Pseudo-nitzschia multistriata
Lineage: Eukaryota; Bacillariophyta; Bacillariophyceae; Bacillariales; Bacillariaceae
Source: the annotation of a GenBank genome assembly